UUCUUAUGGAGAUGUAAAUUGUAGUGACGUGUCUUGUGUUGUUGUUUUUCAGGUAGAACAUAAACCACACAUCACAAUGAAGGUCGCCAUCUUCCUCCUCUGUCUCCUGCCUCUGGCCUUUGCCGAGAAGAAAGCCCUGCUCGGAAACAUUCUGGACGGAGGCGAAAUUCACAAACUCGUCAGUUCCGUAAUUGAGAAGUUCGGCAGUGAUGCUACCGAGGCACAGUGUGAAAAGGAGUGCACCACCCUCUUCACCAACGAUAUCAUCGACCUCGGCUGCGACUUCGCCUGCAAGGGAAUCCAAGGCCUUAUUCAGAAGUUUCAUCACAACUCUGCCCCUGCCACCAACUAGAGCAUCUGAAACCAGUCAUGAAUAAAGUGUAACUCCCAUA
This is a messenger RNA of Haliotis rufescens (red abalone), 392 nucleotides long. RefSeq lists its product as uncharacterized. Bases 77 to 352 code for a protein of 91 amino acids. The transcript is spliced from 3 exons. The record is from RefSeq and is a predicted model, not a curated record. NCBI's taxonomy places the organism in Eukaryota, Metazoa, Mollusca, Gastropoda, Lepetellida, Haliotidae.